This is a messenger RNA of Coffea eugenioides, 2854 nucleotides long. RefSeq names its product mitogen-activated protein kinase 15. The transcript is spliced from 10 exons. Bases 663 to 2357 code for a protein of 564 amino acids. The record is from RefSeq and is a predicted model, not a curated record. Gene Ontology annotation, biological process: intracellular signal transduction; protein phosphorylation. Gene Ontology annotation, cellular component: nucleus; cytoplasm. Gene Ontology annotation, molecular function: ATP binding; MAP kinase activity. Lineage: Eukaryota; Viridiplantae; Streptophyta; Magnoliopsida; Gentianales; Rubiaceae.
UCCCCCUCUCCCUCUCCCAACUUGUACAAAUACAAGUACAGCCAUUUUUCAAAGAUCUCUCUUAGAAGAGUAAAGAUCUAAGCGCUAUUGAAUCAAUUCUCUCCGAAAAAGUCUAUAACUUGACUACACUUUUACAAAGUUGGGCUCGUGUUCUCCCCAUUGUUAAACAAACAUUAGAGAUCAUCGCCAAAUUUUUCCCUUUUUAGUUGAAAUUUUGAAGAUACUCUUGUUCUCCAUCUAUCUCAUCAAAUACGCUGCUUCCAAGAAUCUUUUUUUGUUUUCAUCUACAAAAUCUUGAGUUUAUAUUUUGACGAAAACCCAGUAUAAGUUCCCACAUUUAUCCUCACAGGAGUUAGUUAUUUAACUGUUUCUUGGAUUUAUGUUAAGGGGUUCUUCCCAUCUUUUUUGUUUGGCUAAUUGUUUUUUUUCAGCUCUAGAGUCUCACUGGAGUUUUAACUUGAGUGUAUUUUGGCUAAUUAUUUCUUGGUUUUUCUUAAAUUGACUGUUUAUUUUCUUCUGCAAUUGUUUUGAUCCAACCCCGAAAAAAGAAGGGAUCUUUUGCUUAACGCUUUGCUUGGAAGUCAAUCUUUGUGGUUGUCAUCUGAUCUACGCUUUGCUUAGUGAUUCUAUUUAGUUGUUGUUUGAUGCUUGGCUGCUGAAAUAUGCAGGCUGAUCAGCGGAAAAAGGCAUCUAUAGAUGUAGAUUUCUUUACAGAAUAUGGUGAGGGUAGCAGAUACAAGAUAGAGGAAGUGAUUGGUAAGGGUAGUUAUGGUGUUGUAUGCUCUGCUUAUGAUACACAUCUUGGAGAAAAAGUUGCAAUAAAAAAGAUAAAUGACAUCUUUGAGCAUGUCUCCGAUGCCACACGUAUCCUUCGUGAGAUAAAGCUUCUUAGGCUUCUUCGUCAUCCGGAUAUUGUUGAAAUUAAACAUAUCUUGCUACCUCCAUCUAGAAGGGAAUUCAAAGACAUAUAUGUGGUAUUUGAACUUAUGGAAUCUGAUCUACAUCAGGUCAUCAAGGCAAAUGAUGAUCUGACGCCAGAACAUUACCAAUUCUUCCUAUACCAACUUCUUCGGGGCUUGAAGUAUAUACACACAGCUAAUGUCUUCCAUCGUGAUUUGAAACCUAAGAACAUCUUAGCUAAUGCUGACUGUAAGCUCAAGAUAUGUGACUUUGGUCUAGCUAGAGUGGCAUUCAAUGAUACUCCUACUGCGAUAUUCUGGACAGAUUAUGUUGCAACAAGAUGGUAUAGAGCUCCUGAAUUGUGUGGAUCCUUCUUCUCCAAGUACACGCCGGCUAUUGAUAUAUGGAGCAUCGGUUGCAUAUUUGCAGAACUUUUGACUGGAAAACCUUUAUUUCCAGGAAAAAAUGUAGUUCAUCAAUUGGACCUGAUGACUGAUCUACUCGGAACACCAUCUUCUGAAGCCAUUGCUAGGAUAAGAAAUGAAAAGGCCAGGAGAUACUUAAGUAGCAUGAGAAAGAAAAAACCUGUUCCUUUCUCCCAUAAGUUCCCAAAUGCAGACCCCCUUGCUCUUCGUUUGUUGGAAAGGAUGCUUGCUUUUGAUCCCAAAGAUCGGCCUAAUGCAGAAGAGGCUCUUGCAGAUCCAUAUUUCAGGAACUUGGCCAAAGUUGAGAGAGAACCUUCAGCUCAGCCUGUCUCAAAAAUGGAAUUUGAAUUUGAAAGACGUAGAAUAACAAAAGAAGAUGUAAGAGAAUUAAUUUACCGGGAGAUUCUUGAAUAUCAUCCGAAGAUGUUGAAAGAGUAUUUAGAGGGAACAGAACCAACAAACUUCAUGUAUCCGAGUGCUGUUGAUAAAUUCAAGAAGCAAUUUGCUUAUCUUGAGGAGCGCUAUGGGAAUGGUGGAGCUGCUGCUCCGCCUGAAAGGCAGCAAGCUUCAUCCUUACCAAGGCCCUGUGUUUUGUACUCGGAUAACUCAACACAGAAUGCAGCAGAAGUUGCAAAUGAUCUCUCGAAAUUCUGCAUAAAAGAAGUUGAGAAGUCAAAUACAGACAGAAUUUCUGGGAUCCCUAUGUCAAGACUUCCUUUGCAAGUGCCUCCGAGCAUUCAAGCAGGUGCUGCUAGACCUGGGAAAGUUGUUGGUUCAGUGUUGCGUUACAACAAUUGUGGGGCUGCAGCAGCAGCUGCAGAGGCUAUUGAGCAGCGAAGAAUGGCUAGGAAUUCUGCCGUUCCAAAUCAAUAUGGUGUUUCUGCCUCUUCAUAUCCUAAGAGGCAUCCAUCCUAUAAAAGUGAUAAAGAAGAAAGUAUUGAAGGACCUAACCCGUUGCAGCCUAAACCUGAGCAGUAUAUGGCGAGGAAAGUAGCUGCUGCUCAAGUUGGAUCUGGAAGUCAGUGGUAUUGAUCUUCACAUGAACUUUGGCAGACUGUUACUUCCCAGAUUAAGCAAGCGCUUUGAUGGAUGAUCCAUCUUGAUAUACCAUGACUGCUCUAUAUGAUUUGUGGUUUGUUGUAUAAUUGGGACAGGGUGAUUUGACAGAACUAGAAGCGCUCUUGAGAAGUUGAGAGUGUGUAACUCUUACAUCGUCCAUAUGUGGUAAAGACUACUUUCUUUUAACAGCACUGAUUUUGGGUGUAAAGAGGCAGGCAUUUACUCGUUUCUACAACUGCUAUUCUGAUGAAGAGGGCAUGUGGAUGUUCGAACGAGAGCAAUCUCCUUUCACUAAUUGUUCUGUUCUUUUUCCUUAGUGAUAUCAGUUGUAAACUCCUUACAUGAUCUGUUACAUCAGGACUACUGGUUUUGUGUCAAUGAACCAUUCUGUACUAAGAAAUAGGUCUGUUUGGCCAACCCCAUUUGGUAUACAAGCCAAAAGUAGAGUAGCAAGAACUUUUACUUCUGCA